Molecule: messenger RNA, 1443 nt
Organism: Galeopterus variegatus (Sunda flying lemur)
Lineage: Eukaryota; Metazoa; Chordata; Mammalia; Dermoptera; Cynocephalidae
Gene: PNPLA5
Product: patatin-like phospholipase domain containing 5
Biological process (GO): lipid homeostasis; triglyceride catabolic process
Cellular component (GO): membrane; lipid droplet; cytoplasm
Molecular function (GO): triacylglycerol lipase activity
Source: RefSeq, a predicted model, not a curated record
AUGCAGCCCAGGGGCAGGACAGGUGGCACCAGGGCUGGGGGUGGGCUCUCAACAGAGCACCACAUCUGGGCUGCAUCCCAGCCCAGCAUUGCAUCCCAGCCUUAUCCCAGCACCACCCUCAACCAGAGAGUGAUCCUUCCCUGUCCGGCACCCAUCCAGGCUCAUCUGCCACCAAUCCUCCUUCCCGGCCCUAUUCCAAUCCUUCCCCACCCUACUGCCACGGGCUUCUUGGAGGAGGAGGGCAGCUGGAGCCUGUGCUUCUCUGGUGCUGGCUUCCUGGAUCUCUACCACGUGGGUGUGACCCAAUGCCUGUGCCAGCACCCGCGCCUCCUCCAGAGCGCCCACUGCAUCUAUGGCUCCUCCUCUGGGGCGCUCGGUGCUGUUGGCAUCAUGAGCGGCAAGUCCACUGACUUCCGCUGCUCCCAAGUCCUGGGCGUGGUCAAGCAGGUGGAGCGGCUGAGCCUGGGCAUCUUCCACCCGGCCUACGCACCUAUGGAGCACAUCAAGCAGCAGCUGGUAGAUCAUCUCCCCGACAACAUUCACAUCCUGGCCUCCAAGCAGCUGGGCAUCUCUCUGACCCACUGGCCUGAUGGCAGCAACCUCAUAGUCACGAACUUCGCCACCCGCAAUGAGCUCAUCCAGGCCUUGGUCUGCACCUUAUUCUUUCCUUUCUACUGUGGGAUGACUCCCCCAGCAUUCAGAGGGGAGCGUUACAUCGACGGUGGUCUGAGCAACACCAUGCCCUUCUUGGAAUCCCCCUCCACCAUUACUGUGUCCCCCUUCCGCGGGACUGAGGACAUCUGUCCCCAGAGCACCUCGGCCAGCCUGCAUGAGCUGAACGCCUUCAACACCAGCUUCCAAAUCUGCACCAAGAACAUCUUCCUGGUGCUUGAGGCCCUCAUAUCCCCCAGCCCUGAGGUAGUGGCUGACAGCUGCAGACAAGGCUACCUGGACGCCCUGAGGUUCCUGGAGAGACGUGGUAGGACAUUGGUGUCUAAGGAACACCCAACCCCAGCUGAUGGGCCCUGGGAUGCUGGCCAUGACAGAGGCCAGAAGGCAGGCCUGUUUCUCAACUGGGAAGUGCCCAACGUGCUGGUCAAGGAUGUGCCCAACUUUGAGCAGCUCUCUCCAGAGCUGGAGGCUGCACUGAAGAAAGCUUGCCUGAGGGUCCCCAGCCCCUGGGCCCGCUUCUGCCGGUCGGGGCCCGGCCAGGUGCUGACAUACCUGCUGCUGCCCUUCGAGUAUGUCUACUUCCAGAGCAGAAGGCUGGUGGCCUGGCUGCCCGAUGUGCUGACGAAUUGGUGGAUGCAGGGCCUGCUGAAGUGCCUGGCCCUCAAGGUCUACUCCAGGAUGAGGGCCCAGCUCCUGGGGCCAGUCAUCCUGCUGGUCACCAGUGUCCUGGAUAUUAGGCCCCCUCCAGCCUGGGGCAGCUUCUUCUACUGA